Molecule: messenger RNA, 3245 nt
Organism: Bufo gargarizans (Asiatic toad)
Lineage: Eukaryota; Metazoa; Chordata; Amphibia; Anura; Bufonidae
Gene: TFDP2
Product: transcription factor Dp-2
Exons: 11
Coding region: 221-1357 (378 amino acids)
Biological process (GO): regulation of transcription by RNA polymerase II; regulation of cell cycle
Cellular component (GO): transcription regulator complex; nucleus
Molecular function (GO): RNA polymerase II transcription regulatory region sequence-specific DNA binding; DNA-binding transcription factor activity, RNA polymerase II-specific
Source: RefSeq, a predicted model, not a curated record
CGUUGGAUGAGCUCGGCGCUCGGCUGCUCACGCCUGCCUCAUUUUCAAGUUUUCAGGGUAUGGUAACAAAGAGUGGCUGUAGUAGUGAGCUGAGAAUAGUGAGCCAGUCGUGUGCUGUGUGCAGGGCUUGAUGACCAGCUAACAGCGCUCUUCAAGUGCUUGUAGAAAUCACCAAAGAGACCUUUCUUCAGAUCCAUUAAUCGUGAAUGCUGAGCUCCAAAUGAUUAUAAGCACUCCCCAGAGACUGAGCGCGGGAGCAGAUCUUCUCCUAGGGAGACAGUUCACCGCGGCCACCUCAGCCAUGGUCACUCAGAGUCACAUCACAGAUGCCACCAGCUGGAUUCCUGGGGAUCGAAAACGUACUCGAGAGUUUAUAGAGUCGGACUUCUCAGAGAGUAAGAGAAGCAAGAGGGGGGAGAAAAGUGGGAAGGGUCUGCGACAUUUCUCGAUGAAGGUUUGUGAGAAGGUCCAGACCAAAGGCACCACGUCCUACAAUGAAGUGGCAGAUGAACUGGUGGCAGAGUUUACCAGCUCUGCCGGACAGCUGGCCUCUGACUCUGCCUAUGACCAGAAGAACAUUAGGCGGCGAGUUUAUGAUGCCCUCAAUGUCCUAAUGGCCAUGAAUAUUAUAUCAAAGGAGAAGAAGGAAAUAAAAUGGAUUGGUUUGCCAUCCAACUCUGUGCAGGAGUGUGAGAAUUUAGAGAUGGAGAAGCAGAGGAGGAUAGAGCGCAUCAAACAGAAGAGUGCUCAGCUACAGGAACUGCUGCUACAGCAAAUUGCCUUCAAGCACCUUGUUCAGAGGAACCGGCAAACUGAGCAACUGAAUCAAACCCCUCCCGCCGUGAACUCCACCAUCAAGCUGCCCUUUAUCAUUGUGAACACCAGCAAGAAGACUGUUAUAGACUGCAGCAUUUCUAGUGACAAGUUCGAAUAUCUUUUCAAUUUUGACAAUGCCUUUGAAAUACAUGAUGACAUUGAGGUUCUGAAGAGGAUGGGGAUGUCAUUUGGGCUGGAAUCUGGGAAAUGCAACUCAGAAAACCUUAAACUUGCCAAAUCCUACGUGCCCAGAGCUCUGGAGGGUUAUGUGACUGACAUGGCCUCAGGGACAUCUUGGACAGACCAAGGACUUCCUUUAAGUACAUCUCAGAUGGCCUCUGCAGCGGACUCUGCCGGCACUACGACUUACUCACAGUCUAGUGUCACCCCAGGAUUGUUCUUCGACACCGACAUGUCUUUGACCAACAGCAGCCACCACUCCAGCUCUGGCACGUCCCACUAUACAGAAUCUCGAGGGGAAACCCCAUGUUCAUUCGAUGACGAUGAAGAUGAUGAAGACGAUACUUCCUCCAUGGAAUAAAAUGGCAGCGUGCACACGUCUUAAUGUAUGUGAAUGCGUGUACUGAUAGUCUAGUCUUCCAACGCAGUUUCGAUGGGAGAUCAUAUCGGGAUCAACAAAGAUUUUUUUUGUUUUGUUUUUCAAAAUGAGAACACGCUGUGGACACUAUCCCAUUUCAAGAUGGCGUCUUGCCAGCUGGAAGGUGACUACAACUGCUCCAAUAAAUGGGCUUUUAGACGCUGUGUCUGCCAGGAUUAUGCACAGGGUAUGAUAGAGGACCUGUACCUGAGUGAACGCUCCUUUACCUGCAGACUGUUGGAGCAGUCACUUCACUGCCUUUGGAUAUUAAUGCAUCUUUUUUUUUUUGUAAACUCCUAUCUUAAGCUUGAAGCCACUUCAGUAACACAGAAGACCCAGCUAAGCUCGAAGCGAUGCCUGCCAGCGGUCUGUGGGAAAGAUGCUGCUAUGUACUGAUUGCCGCAGUUAUUGAGAAAAUCAGAGGAUAUUUCUUUCUCUUCUACACAGAGGAUUUCUAGCGCCAUCCGUUGAGAAAAAGGGAACACUGUGAUGGAGAAUGCUGUUAAAUAAUUUUUUUGCCAUUACAUGUCAUGACUAUGUUCCCCCACCACCACUUUAUUUUUAUUUUUUUUAUAAUGAGUAACAUCACAGCAGACAUUUCCUCCAUGUUGUAAGAGAUGCAGUGUACGAUCUCAUUCCGCGUCCUAGGGGCCGUAUACUGUGAAUUGUCACACCAGCCCAGUACUUAUUUUUUUUAUAUAUUAUAAAGAAAUUCUAGUUGUUCCCUUUUCCUGCACAUAUUAGUGGGGGCGGUUUUCUGGUCUUCACAGUUCAGUAGUGAACAUUGGGUUAAAAAAUAUAGUUACCCCUAAUAUAAAUGGGAAAUGAGUAUAGUCUGAAUGGGUUCGACAUCCCUAAUCGAUUCCCAACAGAUGCCUGUAUCUAACCCGAUAAAGAACUCUUAAAGGGGUGUUCUAGGAGUAAAGUAUUGAUGACCUUUCCUCAGCAUAGGUCAUCAGUAUCUGAUCAUUGGGGGUCCAACUCUCAGCUCCACCACCGAUCAGCUGUUUGAAGAGGCCGUGGUCCUCUGGUGAGCACUGCAGCCUCCUCACAUCUUAGCGCUGUUCACUAUAAAGUGGCUGUGCUUGGUAUUGCAACCCAGAGAAGAUUCGACUCCUGGCACCACUGCCGGUCUGCUGUUUGAAGAGGCCGUUUGGGUCACCGGAGCUCUUCACAGCACCCAUUUACAUGAAUGGGACUGAGCUGCACCUAGGCCAUGUGACCGAUGAAUGUGAUGUCACUGGCCUAGGAAGAGGCUGCUGCACUCACCAGGCCGCCGUGGCCUCUUCAAGCAGCUGAUCAGUGGGGGUGCUGGGAGCCGGACCCCCACUGAUCAGAUAUUAAUGGCCUCUUCUGAGGAAUGGUCAUCGGUAUUCUGCACCCAGAAAACCCCUUUAAAAAGGACCAUUUAUUCUUACAGUAUUCUUCAUGAAAUAACAAUUAAAGGGGUUAUCUGGGAAUUUGAUAUUGAUGACUUAUGCUCAGAAUAGGUCAUCAUUAUCUGAUCAGUGGGGGUCCGACCCCAAGUACCCCCAACAGUCAUCUGUUCGAAGAGGCCCCAGUGCCUUUUCUCAGGCCAGUGACGUCACCAUACACUGGUGCAGCUCAGUCCCAUUCAAGUGAUAGGCGCUGUGCUUGGUAAGCUGUGAAGAGCUCCGGUGAGCGCAGCGUGCUCUUCAAACAGCUGACCGGCAGGGGUGCCUGGAAUCAGAUCCCCUCCAGUCAGAUGUUGAUGACUAGGGAUGAGCGAAUUUCAUAUUUUGAAGUUCGAGUGCGGGUUCGUGUUGUGGUAUUUAGUGAAUUGCGUUAUCGAUUCCGUUACCACGGAACG